AUGGCGCAAGCACAGCAGAUCGCCUUGGAGCGACUGGAGCAAGUCUCCCGCGGCCUCAAGUCAAAGGUUAGCGACGAUUUGCGAAAGCGAUCCGCCGUUCAGCUUCGCGAGCUCGUAGUUAUUUGCCAUCGAGACCUUAGCCCCGAAUUGUUCCAGUCCUUCUACAACGCAGUCAACAACAGGAUUACACAGCUCAUCACACAUGGAAGCGACUCUUCCGAGCGACUCGGCGGUAUCUACGCUCUCGAUGCGCUCAUCGACUUCGAAGGCGUCGAUGUCGCCGUUAAAUACACGCGUUUCACCCAGAAUCUAAAGACGAUCCUCCGUGGAAAAGACAUUAACCCUAUGCAACCAGCCGCAAUCGCGCUUGGAAAGUUAUGUCGACCCGGCGGAUCGAUGAUAUCGGAGGUGGUGGAUUCAGAGGUCAACACAGCACUCGAAUGGCUACAGAACGACCGCGUGGAAGAGCGACGAUAUAGUGCCGUCCUCGUCCUGCGUGAAUUGGCCCGCAGCGCCCCAACGCUCAUGUAUCAAUACAUCCCGACAAUUUUUGACUGGAUCUGGAUUGGUCUUCGAGACUCCAGACAGCUCAUCCGGGCGACAUCUGCGGAAACAGUUAGCGCCUGCUUCCGAAUCCUUCGCGAACGAGACCAAGAGAUGAAGCAGCGGUGGAUGAGCAAUAUUUACAACGAAGCGAAGCAGGGUCUCAAGGUCAACACCGUUGAAUCCAUCCACGGUUCAUUACUCGUCUUGAAAGAGCUUCUCGAGCAGGGCGCCAUGUACAUGCAGGAGCAUUACCAACAAGCGUGUGAGAUUGUCUUUAAGCACAAGGACCACAGAGACCCGACCAUUCGAAAGACAGUGGUCCUCUUGAUCCCCGACCUUGCUAGUUAUUCUCCGGCCGAUUUCGCGCACACAUGGCUACACAAGUUUAUGGUGUACCUGUCGGGCAUGCUCAAGAAGGACAAGGAGAGAAACGAUGCUUUCCUGGCAAUCGGUAACAUUGCCAAUUCGGUCAAGAGCGCCAUUGCUCCUUAUCUUGACGGUGUUUUGAUCUACGUACGCGAAGGUCUCAGCGUGCAGUCCCGUAAGAGGGGAUCAGUCGAUCCGGUAUUCGACUGUAUCAGUCGUCUCGCCGUGGCUGUAGGCCAGACGCUCAGCAAGUAUAUGGAGGCACUGUUGGAUCCCAUCUUUGCAUGCGACCUUACCCCUAAACUGACACAGGCCCUUGUUGAUAUGGCUUUCUACAUCCCUCCAGUCAAACCCACAAUCCAAGAACGAUUACUCGAUAUGCUCAGUGUGGUGCUCUGCGGCGAACCCUUCAAGCCGCUCGGUGCGCCUCACCCCAACACUCUUACCUCCGUUCCAAUUAUUCCCAAGGACGCCAAGGAUCCUCUCGCUUAUGAGCAUCGAAGGGCCGAGGUCAAGCUGGCGCUCAACACUCUUGGCAGCUUCGAUUUCUCCGGACAUGUUUUGAACGAGUUCGUCCGGGAUGUCGCAAUCAAGUACGUCGAAGAUGAAGACCCAGAAAUUCGGGAGGCGGCUGCUUUGACAUGCUGUCAACUCUACGUCCGCGAUCCUAUUGUCAACCAGACCAGUUAUCAUGCACUCCAGGUAGUCGGGGAUGUUAUAGAAAAACUUCUCACUGUCGGAGUCUCAGAUCCUGAACCAAACAUAAGAAGAACGGUCCUGGCAGCUCUCGACGAACGAUUCGAUCGACACUUGGCCAAGGCCGAGAACAUCCGCAUUCUUUUCUUCGCGCUCAACGAUGAGGUCUUUUCCAUUAGGGAAGUCGCCAUCUCUAUCAUUGGCCGUUUGGCUAGAUACAAUCCAGCCUAUGUUAUUCCUUCGCUACGAAAGACGCUCAUCCAACUACUCACUGAGCUGGAAUUCUCCGACGUGGCCCGCAACAAAGAGGAGAGCGCUAAGCUAUUGAGUCUCUUGGUCCAGAAUGCGCAGUCUCUCAUCAAGCCAUACGUCGAGCCCAUGAUCUCGGUUCUCUUACCCAAAGCGAAAGACCCCAACCCGUCGGUGGCUGCCACCAUCCUCAAGGCUAUCGGUGAGCUCGCGACUGUUGGUGGCGAGGACAUGAUGCCAUACAAAGACCGAUUGAUGCCUCUCAUUCUUGAUGCGCUACAAGACCAAAGCUCCAAUGCGAAGAGAGAGGCCGCCUUGCACGCACUUGGACAGCUUGCAAGCAACUCCGGAUACGUCAUUUUACCAUAUAUCGAGUACCCUCAACUUCUAGAAAUCUUGCAGAGCAUCAUCAGAACCGAAGGGCAACGAGUGCCAUUGCGACAAGAAACCAUCAAACUUAUGGGUAUUCUCGGUGCGCUGGAUCCUUACAAACACCAGGCCGAAGAACGAACUCCUGAUUCACGAAAUGGCGAGGCCACUCAAUUGACCGACAUCUCUCUCAUGAUGACCGGCCUGACACCAUCGAACAAGGAGUACUUCCCUACCGUCGUCAUUAAUGCCCUCCUCCAAAUCUUGAAGGAUUCAUCCCUCGUCCAGCACCACGCCGCUGUGAUUGAAGCAAUUAUGAACAUCUUCCGCACUCUGGGCUUGGAGUGUGUGUCUUUCCUCGACCGAAUUAUCCCGGCAUUCCUUCAAGUCAUUCGAUCGGCCACCUCCACAAGGCUCGAAUCGUACUUCAACCAACUCGCUACUCUUGUCAGCAUUGUCAGACAACACAUCCGAAACUACCUGCCAUCAAUUGUCGAGAUCCUUCAAGAAUACUGGCACACCUCUCCAUCGCUGCAGACUACUAUUCUGUCGCUCGUUGAGGCUAUCUCCAGGUCGCUUGAGGGUGAAUUCAAGAUUUACCUCGCUGGUCUCUUGCCGUUGAUGCUUGGAGUCUUGGACAAGGAUAACUCUGCUAAGCGCACGCCAUCUGAGAGGGUUAUGCACGCUUUCUUAGUGUUUGGUGCCAGCGCGGAGGAGUACAUGCAUCUCAUCAUCCCAGUUAUAGUCCGCACAUUCGAGAAACAGGGUCAGCCUACAUUUAUUAGAAAGCAGGCCAUCGACACCAUUGGCAAAAUCUCUCGACAAGUCAACCUUAAUGACUACGCCGCAAAGAUCAUCCACCCUCUCACACGUGUGUUGGACAUGGGUGAGCCUGUGCUACGAACCGCGGCUCUGGAUACCCUCUGUGCUCUCAUUCAGCAAUUAGGUAAGGACUACCUGCACUUCAUGGGCACCGUCAACAAGACCAUCAACCAGCACCAAAUCCAGCACUCCAACUACGAGCUGCUUGUGAGCAAGCUCCAGAAGGGAGAAGUUUUGCCACAGGACCUCAGCUCGGGGGCUGGUUUUGGCGAUGGAGCCGACGAGGCUACCUUUGCCGACCAAGGCACGAAGAAGCUAGAGAUGAAUGCCAUUCACCUCAAGGCUGCCUGGGAUACAAAGGGCAAGUCGACCAAGGAGGAUUGGCAAGAGUGGCUACGACGCUUCAGUACUACUCUACUUACAGAAUCACCGAACCACGCCCUUCGAGCUUGCGCCAGUCUUGCGAGCGUAUACCUUCCUCUUGCUCGCGAGCUGUUCAAUUCUGCGUUUGUGUCUUGUUGGAGUGAACUAUAUGAGCAGUUCCAAGACGAGCUCAUCCAGAAUAUUGAGAGCGCAAUCAAGUCCGAGAACGUUCCACCGGAUCUGUUGGGUCUUUUGCUCAACCUCGCUGAGUUCAUGGAGCAUGACGACAAGGCUUUGCCGAUCGACAUCAGAGUCCUGGGUAGGGAGGCUGCUCGUUGUCACGCGUACGCAAAGGCUUUGCACUACAAGGAACUCGAGUUCCUGCAGGAUCAGAGCAGUGGUGCUGUCGAGGCUUUGAUCGUUAUCAACAAUCAGCUCCAACAGUCUGAUGCUGCCAUUGGUAUUCUUCGCAAAGCUCAACUGUAUAAGGAAGGCAUUCAGCUUCGAGAGACCUGGUUCGAGAAGUUGGAGCGUUGGGAAGAAGCGCUUGCGUUUUACAACAAGCGUGAGGAGGAAGUGCCCGAGGAUCAAGCAAUUCCCGUCGACAUUGUUAUGGGAAAGAUGCGUUGUUUGCAUGCCUUGGGAGAGUGGGAGGCACUGGCUUCGCUGACUGGCAGCACCUGGGCCAACUCUACACCAGAAGUCCAAAGGAUGAUUGCACCUUUGGCAACAGCUGCCGCUUGGGGUCUCAACAAGUGGGAUUCCAUGGACAACUACCUUUCAUCGCUCAAGAGGUACUCACCUGAUCGUUCAUUCUUUGGUGCCAUUCUGGCUCUCCACCGAAACCAGUUCCGCGAGGCCAUAGCGUGUGUCACGCAAGCUCGUGAAGGUCUGGAUACCGAGUUGAGUGCCCUGCAAUGCGAUGAGAAGAAGCAGGCCAUUAUGAGACGAACCUGGGAAACACGACUUAAGGGUUGUCAAAGGAACGUCGAGGUUUGGCAGCGCAUGCUCAGGCUACGUGCUAUAGUGAUUGCACCAACUGAGAACAUGCACAUGUGGAUCAAGUUCGCCAACCUUUGCCGCAAGUCUGGUCGAAUGGGUCUCGCCGAAAAGUCACUCAAACAACUUAUCGGAACAGACGCUCCUUUGGAGUCUAUGAUUCCCUACUGGAACGAUCAGCGACAACCCGGACCUGGUCCUAGAAGCGCGCCGGCAGCACAGGUCAUCUACGCUGUGCUCAAGUACCAAUGGGAGACUGGACAACAAGCUGCCAAGAAGACAAACAUCCCCGAAAAGACACUGUACUGCUUGCGCAAGUUUACUAAUGAUGCUGCGCAGAGAUUGGAUAUCACCAGGGCCCAUCUCAAUGCUCAAGUGGGCAGUGAAGUCAACAUCACGGGCGACUACGGCUUCCAGAACCCUAUGGAUCCUACGAUUAUGAGCCCUCAGACCCAGCGGGCGUUGUAUGAACAAACGGUCCUGUUGGCCAAGUGCUACUUGAGACAGGGAGAAUGGCUGAUUGCACUCAACAAGGACGACUGGCAAUACACUCAGGUCCAAGACAUCCUCACCUCUUACUCUCAGGCGACCAAGUACAACCCUCGUUGGUACAAGGCUUGGCACGCUUGGGCACUGGCAAACUUUGAGAUCGUGCAGACUCUUACAGCCCAGAACGAAGGAACCUUAUCGAGGGCGGAUCAAUCCAUGGUGAUUGAACACGUGGUACCAGCUGUCAAGGGCUUCUUCAAGUCGAUCGCGCUGUCUGAAGGAAGCUCGCUGCAGGACACUCUUCGUCUGCUCACUCUCUGGUUCACUCAUGGAGGCAGCGCGGAUGUCACUUCAGCUGUCACAGAAGGCUUUGCUAAUGUCAGCGUCGACACGUGGCUGGAGGUCAUUCCCCAGUUGAUUGCACGAAUCAACCAGCCUAACAAGCGCGUUCAGCAAUCGGUGCAUAACUUGCUUGCCGAUGUUGGACGAGCUCAUCCUCAAGCUUUGGUGUAUCCUCUCACCGUCGCCAUGAAGUCCUGGCAGAACACCAGGCGAUCUCGUUCCGCAGCUCAAAUUAUGGAUAGCAUGCGACAACAUAGCGCAAACUUGGUCGCUCAGGCAGACAUUGUCAGCCACGAACUCAUUCGCGUGGCCGUCUUGUGGCACGAGCUUUGGCAUGAGGGACUCGAAGAAGCCUCGCGCUUGUACUUUGGCGAUCACAACAUUGAAGGCAUGUUUGCCACUCUGGAGCCUCUACACGAGCUUCUUGAGCGUGGACCCGAGACUCUUCGUGAGAUUUCGUUCGCGCAAGCAUUUGGUCGCGACCUUAAGGAGGCUCAAGACUGGUGCAGACAAUACGAGACAAGCCAAGACGUCAACGACCUGAACCAGGCAUGGGAUUUGUACUACCAGGUAUUCCGCAGAAUAAGCAGGCAGUUACCUCAGGUUACAACUCUCGAGUUGACGUACUGUUCACCCAAAUUGCUCAACGCAAAGAACCUCGACCUCGCUGUGCCGGGAACAUACAAGAGCGGGCAGCCUAUUGUCCGUAUCAUGUCUUUCGACACGACGUUUAGCGUUAUCAACUCUAAGCAGCGCCCGCGAAAGCUUAAUGUCAAUGGCAGCGACGGAAAGUCGUACGCCUUCCUUCUCAAGGGUCACGAAGAUAUUCGUCAGGAUGAAAGAGUCAUGCAGCUGUUUGGUCUCUGCAAUACCCUCCUAUCGCACGACUCGGAAUGCUUCAAGCGUCACCUCAACAUCCAGCGCUACCCAGCUAUUCCUCUGUCGCAAAACAGUGGUCUGCUCGGAUGGGUUCCCAACAGUGACACCCUCCACGUCCUUAUCAGGGAGUACCGAGAGAGUCGCAAGAUUUUGCUGAAUAUCGAACAUCGAAUCAUGCUCCAGAUGGCUCCCGAUUACGACAACCUGACCCUGAUGCAAAAGGUCGAGGUCUUUGGUUACGCCUUGGACAACACCACCGGCCAAGAUCUCUACCGUGUAUUAUGGCUCAAGUCAAAGUCGUCCGAGGCUUGGCUCGAGAGGCGAACAAACUACACUCGCUCGCUCGGUGUCAUGUCCAUGGUCGGCUACAUUCUCGGAUUGGGUGAUCGUCACCCGUCCAACUUGAUGCUUGACCGUGUCACCGGAAAGAUUAUCCACAUCGAUUUCGGUGAUUGUUUUGAGGUUGCGAUGAAGCGUGAAAAGUACCCCGAGCGGGUUCCUUUCCGUCUGACCCGAAUGUUGACCUAUGCCAUGGAGGUCAGCAACAUUGAGGGUAGUUUCAGAAUCACAUGUGAGAACGUAAUGAGGGUAUUGAGAGACAACAAGGAAAGCGUCAUGGCUGUUCUCGAAGCGUUCAUCCAUGACCCUCUCCUCACAUGGCGUCUAACAAACGCCCCCUCCCCAGCAGGCCCCAACUUCCGCAACGACAGAGACACCGCCAUGCCCGUGCCCGGCGGCGUCCGCGCCCGUCGCCAAUCCAUCCUCGACAGCGACGUCGCCCCCUCCGAACUCCUCAACGCUCCCGAACCAUCCAUCCAAACACGCGCGCGCGCCCGCACAAACAGCUCCGCCGGCGUCCCCGAGACCAACGGCGGCGCUCCAGAAGUCGAAAGCCAAAACGCGCGAGCCGUCGAGGUUCUCGAUCGCGUGCAGCAGAAGCUCACAGGUCGUGAUUUUAAGAAUAACGAGGAGCUGGAUGUUAUUAACCAGGUUAAUAAGUUGAUCAUGGAGGCGACGAAGCUGGAGAAUCUGUGUCAGCAUUAUAUCGGAUGGUGUAGUUUCUGGUAGGGGGUGUUAUUUUAACUUUUCUAACAUAGACUGUGGGAGUUUAAAGCGGUAUAAGCGGUUUCUUUUU
Molecule: messenger RNA, 7255 nt
Organism: Fusarium graminearum PH-1
Lineage: Eukaryota; Fungi; Ascomycota; Sordariomycetes; Hypocreales; Nectriaceae
Product: phosphatidylinositol 3-kinase tor2
Exons: 5
Coding region: 1-7188 (2395 amino acids)
Biological process (GO): protein phosphorylation; negative regulation of macroautophagy; TOR signaling
Cellular component (GO): TORC2 complex; nucleus; TORC1 complex
Molecular function (GO): protein-containing complex binding; protein serine/threonine kinase activity; protein binding
Source: RefSeq, a predicted model, not a curated record